CGCAAUCGCAAUCGCGUGGGGAAACGCUCCAAGUCCCCAAAAACCGAAAUCCAAGAGGAAAGCCGAGGAAAUGGCCCAGUUCGAGAAGGAAAUCGUGCAGGCGGUGCUGAUAGCCGACAACAAUGUGUGGAACUUCAAGCCGCUCUCCGACGAGGGCUCCACGGCUCUGCUGCCGCUGGUGAACGUGAGGAUGCUGGACUACGCACUCAUCGCCCUCAACCGCAGCGGCGUGGAGGAGGUGUUCGUGUACGCCAGCCUCUACCUGCAGGACAUCCGGGAUCACAUCAAGGCUGGCAUUGCCACGUACGCCUCCUGGUCCUUCAAGAUGACCGUCCACGUGAUCGGCGGCGAGGGCUGCCGCUGCUUCGGCGACGCCAUGCGCGACCUGGACGCCAAGGCGCUGAUCCGCGGCCACUUCAUCCUGCUGGGCGCCGACACGGUGACCAACGCCGACCUGCGCCCGGUGCUGGAGCAGCACAAGCGGCAGGCCAAGUUCGACAAGGGCACGGCCGCCACGCUGGUGUUCAAGGAGUGCGCCAGCCACGGGCGCACCGGCAACGAGCUGCUGAUCGCCGUGGACCGCCGCAACGACCGGCUGCACUACCACCAGCGGCUGCGGACGCACCAGAAGGAGCCGCGCUACCAGAUCCCGCUCGACGUCUUCCUGGGCAACGCGUGCGUGGCGCUGCACCACAAGCUGCUCGAUCCGCAGAUCGCCAUCGGCUCGCCGUCCAUGCUCUCCCUGUUCAGCGACAACUUCGACUUCCAGACGCGCGACGACUUCGUGCGCGGCCUGCUGAUCAACGAGGAGCUGCUGGACAGCCGCAUCUACGUGGCCCUGCUGCCGGCGGCCCAGUACGCGCACAAGGUGAACAGCUGGCCGGCCUACCAGCUGGUCAGCCGGGACAUCAUUAACCGCUGGGCCUACCCGCUCGUGCCGGACAUGGGCGUCUACAAGCUGCAGCAGCAGUACGUCUUCCACCGGGACAACAUCUACAAGAGCCCCGGGGCGCAGGUCUCGAAGGUGGCGCUGCACCAGAACGUGGUCAUCCAGGCCGGGAGUCGCGUGGACACGGGCUCGCUGAUCGGCGACAGCGUGAUCGGCGCCAACUGCCGGAUUGGCCGGAACUGCCGGCUGACCAACGUCUUCCUCAUGGCCGACGUCGUCGUGGGGGACAACUGCCGGCUGGAGCACUGCGUGGUGGGUGCGGGCGCCACCGUCAACGAGAACUGCGACGUGAGCGCCGGCUGCGUGCUGGGGGCCGGGAGCGAGCUGCCGGCCGGCACCACGCUGGCCAGGACCCUCGUCACCAGCACGCCCAGCACGCAGCGCGGCGAGGAGGAGGCGGUGGCCGUCGAGUUGGAGUCCCUCGGUCCGCGCGCCUUCAUCGUGAGCGAUCUCACCACCGGCGACCCCGAGGACUCCGAGGGCGAGGACUUGCUGCCGCAGCAGCCGCUGAGCAUACCCAAGAUGGGCGACCUCCCGGCGCCGCUGGACGAGAUCAGCGACUGCAGCGAUCUCAGCGAGGACGACGAGGAUGCCUCGCGGGCGGUGACCCCGCUGCCCGACGACACAAACAUUUUCCUGGGCGAGGUGAUCGACUCCCUGACGCGAGGCUUCCGCGAAAAGUCCAAUCCCGACUUCCUCAUCCUGGAGAUCAACUCGUCGCGCUACGCCUACAACAUGUCCCUCAAGGAGGUCAACUUCAAUGUGGUGAAGGCCGUGUUCGGCAUGCAGAGCAUCGUGGAGCCGGCGAACAACAACGUGCUGGUGGCCAUAAAUGCCGCCUUCAAGCAGCUGGGACCCGUGGUCUCCAACUACAUUAAGAGCGAGGAGGCCAUGCUGGAUUGCCUCAAGGCGCUGGAGGAUGUGUACGAGGAGAAUCCGCUGGUGCGGGAGAAGAUCUCGCAGAUCGUCCACUACCUGUACGACAAGGACUUUGUGUCCGAGGACGCCAUCCAGGGCUGGUUCGAGCAGCUGGACGAGGAGGAGCACGGACAUCUGCGCCAGAGCCUGGCGAAGCUCGUGGCCUGGCUGGAUCAGUCCAGCGAGGAGGACGACGACGAUGAGGAGGAAGAGGACUAAGUCUUGGCCGCUAUUUUGUACUGUUUUUCUAAGCCUUUCCUCUGUAAUCUUUAUUGAACCAUGCUAUGGUUCAUCCAAAUAAAAGUAAGGAAAAUCAAAGAAAA
Molecule: messenger RNA, 2190 nt
Organism: Drosophila takahashii
Lineage: Eukaryota; Metazoa; Arthropoda; Insecta; Diptera; Drosophilidae
Gene: eIF2Bepsilon
Product: eukaryotic translation initiation factor 2B subunit epsilon
Cellular component (GO): eukaryotic translation initiation factor 2B complex
Molecular function (GO): guanyl-nucleotide exchange factor activity; translation initiation factor binding; translation initiation factor activity
Source: RefSeq, a predicted model, not a curated record